CGGGUGAUCGAGGAGGGCAAGGCCUUCUUCGACAUUCCCAUGGAGGAAAAGUACGACGACUAUACGGCCCCUCCUCCCCAUGCGCUCGGGUUUAUGAAGCUUGGCAACUGAACGGCUCGGCAGACUCAAGAUCGAGAUGAAGAACGCGCCAUCCUUCCUUGGCUACUCACGCCUGUCGGCAGAGAUCACUGCGGGCGCAAUCGACCAUCGCGAGCAGAUUGACCUGUCGACGGAGCACCCGCUGCCCGGGCCAGACGCACCGAGGUACUACAACUUGCUGGCGCCGAACCAGUGGCCGUCACCGGAGGUGCUCCCCGACUUCCGGCCCGUCUUCACCGAGUACAUGAAGCGCAUGGGCGAGAUCUCCAUCUACUUCACCAGUCUGAUCGCCGAGGCCAUCGAGCUUCCGAGCGGGGCUUUCAACAAGUACUUUGACGCCGACCAGCAGCACAAGCUCAAGAUUGUCAAGUACCCGGACGUGGGCGAGCUGGGCGCGGAAGGGAAAGGCGGGAACCAAGGGGUUGGGCCGCACAAAGAUAGCAUGCUUACCUCGUACCUCCUCCAAGCCACGCACCACCGGGGCCUGCAGGUGCAGAACAUGCGCGGCGAGUGGAUCGACUGCCCGCCCAUCGACGGCACGCUGGUGGUGGCCAUCGGCCAGGGGCUCGAGGCGCUCACGCAGGGCGUGUGCGUCAGCACGACGCACCGGGUGCUGUCCCCGGCCGCGGGGGAGGGCCCGCGCUUCUCGAUCCCCUUCUUCCAGGGCGUCAGCGGCGACGCGAGCUUCGAGGACCUCGAGACCGUCGGGGUCGGGCAGGUGCCCGAGCACGUCCGGGAGCAGCGGAGGGCGGUGCUGGAGCGCAACGGCGGCAGGCGGCUGGACGACGUCGAGUUCACCUUCCGCAGGGGCGGCGCGGCGCGCACGCUGGGCGAGGCCACGCUGCGGAACCGCGUCAAGAGCCACCCGGACGUCGGGGAGCGCUGGUACCCGGACAUUCUGGAGAGCCUGAGGGCGGAGCAGCAGCAGAAGGCGGGGAAUGUGGGGGUUGCGGCGGCAUAAAAAACGUGGUGAGGCAGCAGGGCAAAGGCUCUCGAGAGCAUCUCUCAAGAGGCGGGCGGUGGAGAUUUUUUUUUUUUUUUUAUCACGGAGGUUGGUGUUGUUGGACCGCGUUCUGGAGGUUGGCUGUGCUAGGCCCGCAGACCCGAGACACCUGAACACCUGGACUCCGCCCGCCCGCCGGUUUGUCACAUGCAAGAAGAAUAAAAAAAAAAACAUCAAGCAAAAGAAAGCCAGACAUGGGUUGGCUUGGCAGGGAAAUUCAAACUGUUAACGCCCUUCCAUCUACUACGCCUUGUCAGUAACCCAAGAGCUUGCCCAGUCGUCUCAACCCCCCUC
Molecule: messenger RNA, 1396 nt
Organism: Thermothelomyces thermophilus ATCC 42464
Lineage: Eukaryota; Fungi; Ascomycota; Sordariomycetes; Sordariales; Chaetomiaceae
Exons: 2
Coding region: 137-1060 (307 amino acids)
Molecular function (GO): dioxygenase activity
Source: RefSeq, a predicted model, not a curated record